This is a messenger RNA of Cajanus cajan (pigeon pea), 3351 nucleotides long. RefSeq lists its product as uncharacterized. NCBI's taxonomy places the organism in Eukaryota, Viridiplantae, Streptophyta, Magnoliopsida, Fabales, Fabaceae. The record is from RefSeq and is a predicted model, not a curated record. Gene Ontology annotation, cellular component: mRNA cleavage factor complex; GID complex; cytoplasm. Gene Ontology annotation, molecular function: protein binding; ubiquitin protein ligase activity. Gene Ontology annotation, biological process: mRNA 3'-end processing; proteasome-mediated ubiquitin-dependent protein catabolic process.
UUGCAAUCUUUGUUUCUCUCUCUUCCCAGGCCUCUCUCUCUAUCUCUCACACCAAAAAUAUCUAUGAAAAAUACAUUUGCAAUCCCAAACCAUAGAGCAUCGAGCGAGCGAAUCCCAUAAAAACAAGCACAGUAGCAUCAUCAUCAUCAACAAAGGGAUGAACCUUUCCUUGGUGUUCUUGUUCUUGUUCUUCUCACUAUUCCAUCUCUCUCACUUUUCCCUUAAACACCCCCGAGCAAUAAGUUAGAAGAUAGAACCCUAGAGUGAGACGACAGCAUAGUAAAUCUAUCAGGAACAGACACUCUGCUUCUCACACUCUUCACUUGACUCCCAUUCGCAAACCCUAACGCCCAAAGCAGAAGGUUGAAGUUUCACAAUCGAUUGAUUCGAAGGUGAAAUUGGGGAAGAAGAUAACAUGGCGUACGGUGGUGCGGGUCCCGUGGGUGGUUCGGGUUCGGCAUCGACAAUUAAGCAAGUGAAAUUGGAGAGAGAAAGCGAACUGAGAAUAGAAGUCGGUAACGAUGCACCUCUUCGCCUUCGACUCCUGAACGGCACUGCUGAGAUUUUCGGCACCGAGCUUCCCCCUGAAAUCUGGCUCAAUUUCCCUCCCAGGCUCAAGUUUGCUGUGUUUACUUGGUAUGGUGCAACCAUUGAAAUGGAUGGCACUACUGAAACGGAUUAUACUGCAGAUGAGACUCCAAUGGUUAGUUAUGUAAAUGUGCAUGCGGUGCUUGAUGGAAGAAGAAGUCGUGCUAAAGCUUCACCACCAGAUGAUUCUGAAUCUUCUCAGGGCCCUAGGGUCAUUGUUGUGGGACCUACUGAUUCUGGAAAGAGUACCUUGUCGAGGAUGCUUCUUAGUUGGGCAGCUAAACAAGGUUGGAAGCCUACCUUUGUUGACUUGGAUAUUGGCCAAGGGUCUAUAACAAUUCCUGGAUGCAUUGCCGCCACUCCAAUUGAAAUGCCAAUCGAUCCUGUGGAAGGCAUUCCUCUUGAAAUGCCUCUUGUUUACUUUUAUGGGCACGCGACUCCAAGUAACAAUGUAGAAUUGUAUAAAGUGCUUGUCAAAGAGCUUGCGGGGAUGAUUGAGAGACAAUUUACUGGAAAUGCUGAAUCUCGAGCUUCAGGCAUGGUGAUAAAUACUAUGGGAUGGAUAGAGGGAGUAGGCUAUGAUUUGCUCUUGCAUGCAAUUCGUACAUUCAAGGCCAAUGUUGUCUUGGUUUUGGGUCAGGAAAAACUGUGCAGCAUGCUCAAAGAUGUGCUGAAGAGUGAACCCAAAGUAGACGUCGUGAAACUUCAGAGGUCUGGUGGAGUUGUAUCUAGGAAUGCUAAAGUCCGUCAGAAGGCCAGGAGUUAUAGGAUAAGGGAAUACUUCUAUGGCCUCUCAAAUGAUCUUUCUCCACAUUCUAAUAUUGCAAAUUUUAGUGAUUUGUUUGUUUAUCGAGUUGGUGGUGGGCCACAAGCCCCGCGCUCAGCCUUGCCAAUUGGAGCAGAACCUGCUGCAGAUCCAACAAGAGUCGUACCUGUAAAUAUAAAUCGUGAUUUGCUCCAUUUAGUCCUUGCUGUCUCAUUUGCCAAGGAACCUGAUGAGAUCAUUUCCAGCAAUGUUGCUGGGUUUAUUUAUGUAACAGACAUUGACAUUCAGAGAAAGAAGGUAACAUACCUUGCUCCGUCUGCUGGAGAACUUCCAAGCAAGUAUUUGAUAAUGGGAUCCUUAACAUGUAGAGCAGCGUUUAUCCAAUCCACUUAUCAAUCUGAGAUUCCAUUUUCUCCUUUGUUCCCAAUGGAAAUGGAUUCCCUUCCCAACGGCAACAACCCCACCGGAACCCCGAUCGCCGCCACCGCCGCCGCAAACCCCGCGCCGCCUCCUUCGAACAACCUCCCCCAACUGACGGAGUCUCUCAAGCUGGAGCACCAGUUCCUUAGGGUCCCUUUCGAGCACUACAAGAAAACCCUCCGGGCCAACCACCGCGCCGUCGAGAAGGAGAUGUCCGCCGUCAUCUCCGGCGUCUCCGAAGCUGCCUCCGCCGACCUCUCCCCCGAUGCCGCCGUCAACCACCUCAACUCCCUCGUCUCCCGCCUCCAAGGCCUCAAGCGAAAGUUGGAGGAAGGAAGUCGGGCAGAGCAUUUGCAAGCACAGAAGUGUCGAGUGCGUCUAGAUCACUUAGAAUCUGCAGAUGCAGAAAAUAUGUCGGAAUGGAAUAACACUCGCUUGAAGCGGAUUCUUGUUGAUUACAUGUUGAGGAUGUCAUACUAUGACACUGCAGUGAAACUUGCCGAAAGCACCAACUUGCAGGACCUUGUUGAUAUUGAUGUAUUCCAAGAAGCGAAAAAGGUUAUCGAUGCUUUGCAAAAUAAGGAUGUUGCACCUGCUCUAGCAUGGUGUGCUGAUAACAAAUCAAGGCUGAAGAAGUCUAAGAGCAAAUUGGAGUUCCAGUUGAGACUUCAAGAGUUCAUAGAAUUAGUAAGAGCUGAGAACAAUUUGAGAGCUAUCACAUAUGCUAGGAAAUAUCUUGCGCCAUGGGGAGCCACCCACAUGAAAGAAUUGCAGCGAGUCAUUGCAACACUAGCUUUCAAAAGGGAUACUGAAUGUGCUACAUACAAGGUUUUGUUUGAAGCUAAGCAAUGGGAUUAUCUAGUGGACCAAUUCAAACAGGAGUUCUGCAAGUUAUAUGGCAUGACUUUAGAACCCUUGCUCAACAUCUAUCUGCAAGCUGGCCUUUCUGCUCUCAAGACACCAUAUUGUUACGAGGAUGAUUGCACAAAAGAGGACCCUCUGUCACAGGAGGCUUUCCGCACACUAGCCUUACCAUUACCAUAUUCAAAGCAGCAUCACUCAAAGCUUGUAUGCUAUAUAACUAAGGAGUUGAUGGACACUGAGAACCCACCGCAAGUCUUGCCCAAUGGAUAUGUUUAUAGCACUAAGGCUCUUGAAGAAAUGGCAAAGAAGAAUAAUGGUAGAAUCAUCUGUCCGAGGACGGGUUUAGUUUGCAGCUACACAGAUCUGGUCAAAGCAUACAUUUCAUAAACAUACAUACUUAAAAAAGCUUGAUUGAUGAUUAAAAAUGUCAAUCUUACCUUUACUUCAAGCUACCAUGGCUGUCAAAUUGUAAUGUUUUGGGAAAUUAUUCUCAUGGCUUCCCAUUAUUACGUCCAUUCUUUUACCUGUGUUCCGGUGUUGACUUAAACUUGUACAUAUGUAAGAUGUUUCAAAGUGUCACUGGGAAAUGACGUAAACAUGUGCAUACAUUGAUUUGUAUUUUUCUUUGUAGUGAACUUCUCCGUCGUGCAGCCAUGGUUUGAACUUGGGGGUUUAGUCAUUGGAAAUGAAAAUGACGAGUAUGUUGACGUUGA